This is a messenger RNA of Lachancea lanzarotensis, 1341 nucleotides long. RefSeq names its product LALA0S08e02740g1_1 (gene COR1). Lineage: Eukaryota; Fungi; Ascomycota; Saccharomycetes; Saccharomycetales; Saccharomycetaceae. Gene Ontology annotation, molecular function: metalloendopeptidase activity; metal ion binding. The transcript has a single exon. The record is from RefSeq and is a predicted model, not a curated record. Gene Ontology annotation, cellular component: mitochondrion. Gene Ontology annotation, biological process: aerobic respiration. The coding region runs from base 1 to 1341 and encodes 446 amino acids.
AUGCUUAGAACCGCUUCCAGAUCUGCUUUCAGAAGAACCCUGGCAUCUCACGUCAAACCACAGCUAACAGAGCUUUCCAACGGUCUGAGAGUUGCCACCAGCACCAACGACCAGGCCGGUGCAGCUACCGUCGGUAUCGUGUUCGGUUCUGGCUCUACUGCGGAAAACCCUUACAACAAUGGUGUCUCCAGCAUCAUUUCCAACUUGGUGAAAAGCGAGGGUGCUUUGCCAGCUGCCAAAUUGGGCGCACAGAUCUCUACCAGCGUUUCCAGAGAAUCGCAGUCGUUUUUGGCUUCCUUUUCUGGCGCUGCAGGUUUGAACAAAUCCUUGGACCUUUUGCAAUCGCAAAUUUCCAUCGCUUCGGGUUCCGGCCCUGACGGUGCUAUCUCUGGUGCCAUCCAAAAGAGCAUCCAGCAAGCUGAGCAAUUCGAGCUCAACGACCAUGCCGGUCGUGUCAUGGAGCAUUUGCACGCUACCGCUUUCCAAAACACCCCAUUGGCUCUGCCCGUCAGAGGUACCGUUGAAGCUCUACAAGAUUUGGAGAAAAUCGACAUUGAGAAUUUUGCCAAAAGCCAUUUCCGCAAUUCCAACGCCGUCAUCGUUGGUUCCGGUAACAUUUCUCACGAAGAGCUUGUCAAAGCCGUUGAAUCCCAAUUGUCUUUGCACUCGGGUGAAAAGCCAGAGCUAAAGAAAAAGUCCUCUUUCUUGGGCUCCGAAGUCAGACUAAGAGAUGACACUCUACCAAAGGCUUGGAUUGCUAUCGCCGCCGAGGGUGAAUCAGUCACUUCUCCUAACUACCAUGUCGCUCAAGUAGCCGCAGAAGUGUUCGGAUCUUUCAACGCUCACGAGCCUUCUUCUAAGAUACAGGGUAUCAAGCUACUCGACGAAAUCCAAGAGUACCACUUGGUGGACACUUACGACCAUUUCUCUCACUCUUACAAGGACUCUGGUCUAUGGGGGUUUGCCGCUGAAAUAUCAAACAUCGGACAAAUCGACGAUCUAACUCAUUUCACCCUAAAGCAGUGGAACAGAUUGACUAUUUCCGUCACCGAGCAAGAAGUUGCCCGUGCUAAGUCUCUAUUGAAACUCAAGUUGGGUAGCACUUCUUUGAGCAACGUGUCCACCGCCAACAGCCUAGGUGCCAAUACCUUGGCCCUAGGUUCAUCUCCAGAUUUGGCUCAAGUCUUUGAAAAGAUUGAUGCCAUUACCGUCAGCGACGUCAAAUCUUGGGCUUCUUCCAGAUUAUGGGACCAAGAUAUUGCCAUUGCCGGUACCGGUCAAAUCGAAGAUUUGCUCGACUACAUGAGACUCAGAAACGACAUGAGUAUGAUGAGAUGGUAA